AUGAGGGUGUUCCGCUGGACCUUCGUGAUCCUCAGCCAGUGGAUUCUGCGUAAGGUCCAAGGGCUGGAAAAGCAAGUGGCGAAGUCUCUGGACUACCUUGACCUAGUGCCAGCUGGCACUGUGAUGAAGACCCUUCCCUAUGACAUAGGGGGGGUGGGGCCUGGAGGAGGGGUUGGGGCAACAGGGGGAGUCAAACCACCCUACCAAACCUCGCGAAUAUUCUCCACCAUGGACAACACCCCCUUGAAGUCAAAACCCCCCAGCUACAGCUUUCUGAACCCAUAUGAAUGGGCCCGGAACCAGUCUCUCCUUCUGGACCAGACAGGGUACCGCUCCAAGCGUAAGCCUUCACUGAAGACCGCUCUGAAAACCAAGAAGAUCUUUGGCUGGGGGGACUUCUACUUCAACAUCAAGACCAUAAAGUUCAGUCUGCUGGUGACAGGCAAGAUUGUAGACCACGUCAACGGCACCUUCACUGUCUACUUCCGCCACAACUCAUCCAGCCUGGGCAAUGUAUCCGUCAGCAUUGUCCCGCCCUCCAAAGUAGUGGAGUUUGAGGUGCUCCAGCAGCAGCAGCUUCACCCAGGGAUCCAGCUCCAGCAGACACACCAAUCCACCAUCGACCCCAAGGAGAUUAAGACCUUCAACUGCCGAGUGGAGUACGAGAAGACCAACCGGGAGAAGAAGCCGAAGCCCUGCCUCUACAACCCCUCACAGACGUGCUUCUCUGAGCAUACGCACUCCCACGCCGCCUGGCUGUGUGCCAAGCCCUUCAAGGUCAUCUGUAUCUUCAUCUCUUUCUUAAGCAUUGAUUACAAGCUGGUGCAGAAGGUUUGUCCGGACUACAACUUCCAGAACGAACACCCCUACUUUGGAUAAAAGUCGUAAGACGAAAGAAAAGGAACUGGUAAAGGGGGUUGUGUGGUCUUGUUUUUUUCCCCCACUC
This is a messenger RNA of Megalops cyprinoides (Indo-Pacific tarpon), 946 nucleotides long. RefSeq names its product neurexophilin-2. The record is from RefSeq and is a predicted model, not a curated record. The coding region runs from base 1 to 879 and encodes 292 amino acids. Lineage: Eukaryota; Metazoa; Chordata; Actinopteri; Elopiformes; Megalopidae. Gene Ontology annotation, molecular function: signaling receptor binding. The transcript is spliced from 2 exons.